Messenger RNA from Mizuhopecten yessoensis (Yesso scallop), 1378 nucleotides. RefSeq lists its product as uncharacterized. The coding region runs from base 89 to 1213 and encodes 374 amino acids. NCBI's taxonomy places the organism in Eukaryota, Metazoa, Mollusca, Bivalvia, Pectinida, Pectinidae. Gene Ontology annotation, molecular function: protein binding. The transcript has a single exon. The record is from RefSeq and is a predicted model, not a curated record.
CAGUAUCGGAGUGAUCAAGACGUUAAGACAGAAUAUCGUUUCCGAACAUUGUCUGGAGUUUUGUCUGUUGAUUUUCCCAAAAGGAGACAUGAAGUUAAGUAUAACGUUGAUUGCGUUAUGUUUUGUCCCGAUAGUAUGGGGACAGAUACUGAACCAGGGUGGCGAUACGCUACAAGUCCAUAGUAAAGCAAUACUGGACUUACAGUUAAGGUUAUCUACUGUAGAACAUUUGCGCAAUGAAGACGAACUACGUAUCGCUGAUCUUGCAAAACGGCAGCUAAUUGACCAGAGACGUAUCGCCGACCUUGAGGAACAACAACAAAUUGAUGACAGCCGUAUUUCUGAUCUUGUAAACAAAAGAGAUGAGGACAAUCGAACUAUUGCUGACCUUGAGAAAAACCGACAAGACGAUCAGCAACGUAUUGCUGACCUUGAGAAAAAGCGACAAAAUGACCAGCAACGCGUUGCUGACCUUGAGAAAAAGCGACAGAAUGACCAGCAACGCAUUGCUGACCUUGAUAAACAGCAACGUGUUUUUGAACACCGGAUUGCUGACCUAGAGAAGAACCCAAGAGAUGGUGAUCAGCGUCGUUUAACCAACACUCAAAAUCAGCAACAUCGUAGACACGUGGUCUCCCAUCAUAGAUUUCCUUUUAACUCGUUAACCAACAGUACAACACAUAUGGCUGAUGGAAGACGCAUGCCUAGCGUUAGGAAAACGAGAAGUGUUGGAACGUAUCCCGGAAAUUCUGAGUUAGCAGGUCCAACGUUGGAAACAAUUAACCAAGGGAUCAAAAAACGUGUUUCCACGGACAAUCAAGGUAUGGUGGCAUUUUAUGCUGUUCUAACGCACAGUAUCAAGCCAGUCGCUAAUCUUAUUGAAAUACGUUUCGACCGUGUAAUCACUAAUAUUGGGGGUUCCUACAGUGGAAAUACGGGUACUUUCACGUGCACACACGCGGGCGUGUAUGUGUUCUCGUGGACAGUGCAUGUAGAUCCACGGUACAUGUACACGGAACUAGUAAAAAACGGAGUAAUGGUUGGAAGUGCGUUCUCUGGAGAUUCUCCGUACAGCGGAAUCGGAGGAGGAACCGUGGUUGUGCAGCUGGACCAAGGAGACGAAGUUUGGGUCCGGGUAGAAUUCCAUGUGUCUGGAAGUUACAUUUACGUCGAUAGGCAUACAACAACGUUCUCUGGAUUUCUUCUCCAGUAGCAGUGAUCUAUGGACUUACUUAACAGUAGCCACAUAAACACGCAUCUCACGCACACGCGAGUGUAGAUAAGACGCAAUAUACAAACUGUGUUGUUUAUAAAGAAAAUAACAACAUAACAGACUCUCAUUGCGCUAUCCAUAUAAAAACGUAUACCAUUUACUGAU